UACUACAGGCUCUUUUCCGUCGUUCAUUCAACAUCACUUCGCGCGAAUGCUCUCAUAGUUGUUUACACUACGAAAAUGAUGACUGCAUUCACUUCGACUACCGUGCCGGAAGCACCUGAAGAUCCACUCUUCAGUGUGAUGGUUGCAUUUCGAAAUGAUUCAUCCGAGAAAAAGAUUGACUUGAGCAUUGGAGCGUAUCGGGAUAAUCAAGAGAAAGUAUGGAUUCUGCCAGUGGUGAAGAAGGCUACUGCGACGACUGCAAUGAGCCCAGACUACAAUCACGAGUACCUCCCAAUUAUCGGAUUGGCGAGGUUCAUCAAAGCUGCACAGAGAGUUUGCCUGGGAAAUAGUAGCGAUGUAAUAAAGGACAAUCGUAUAACAUCCUUACAAACUAUCUCUGGCACCGGCGCUCUUCAUCUGGGUGCUUUAUUCCUUUCCAAAUUCUACCGUCCAGAUGGUUCCAACAACACGCCAACCGUCUACAUGUCCUCGCCUACUUGGUCGAAUCAUCCCCAAAUUUUCAAGCUGGCCGGGCUUCCUACAGCCACAUACCGCUAUUUCAAUGCCUCGACAAGAUCCCUAGAUUUUGACGGAAUGUUGACGGAUCUUGCAGCCGCUCCGCCUAAAAGCAUCAUCCUUCUUCACGCUUGCGCCCAUAACCCAACCGGCAUAGACCCGAAUCCACGGCAAUGGGAGCAGAUUGCCACAAUCAUGGCUGAGAGACAUCAUUUCGCCUUUUUCGACAGCGCCUAUCAAGGCUUCGCUUCAGGCAGUCUUGAUCGCGAUGCGAUUGCGCUUCGACUAUUUGCCUCCUACGGUCUCGAAAUGUGUAUCGCACAGUCUUUCGCUAAAAACUGCGGGAUAUAUGGUCAGCGCGUGGGGUGUUUUCACUUCAUAACGUCGCCUGCAACGGAAGCAGACACACUCGAGACUGUCACGCGCAUAGGCAGCCAGCUGACCGCUCUGCAGCGUGCCUGUAUCUCUAAUCCACCUGCCUACGGUGCCCACGUUGUAUCACUUAUACUCAAUACACCCGAUUUGUUUGAAGAAUGGGAGGAGGACUUGCGCGUCAUGUCAGGUCGUAUCAUGCAUAUGCGCCAACAAUUGAGAAUCAAGUUGGAGGCACUUGGCACACCAGGCUCAUGGCACCAUAUUACUGAGCAGAUUGGGAUGUUUAGUUAUACCGGAUUAACCACUGACCAGUGCCUUCAGAUGCGGGAGAUGCACAUAUAUAUGCCCCUCAAUGGUCGAAUUUCGAUGGCGGGAUUGAACUUGAAGAAUUUGGAUUACUUCGUCAAGUCAAUGGACAGGGUCGUGAGGGAAACAGAAGGUUUUUCUAAGGUGGUAAAUGGAAAAUGA
Messenger RNA from Periconia digitata, 1359 nucleotides. The record is from the annotation of a GenBank genome assembly. NCBI's taxonomy places the organism in Eukaryota, Fungi, Ascomycota, Dothideomycetes, Pleosporales, Periconiaceae.